UCCAGGAUCCUCUGCUGAUAUCUUCUAUAUAAGAGAAUUCUCCUGGAUGACCCAUCAACCAUGGAGAGAGACAGGAACAAGAUGGCCGACAGGAUCAUAAACCUCACCCUACAGAUACUCUUCCGGCUUACUGGAGAGGAUUACACAGUAGUGAAGAAGUCCUCUAGUGGGCGCUGUGGGGCCCCUGUGUGUGAAGGAUGGGGAAGAACCCUGAGCCCAAUCCCGGGGCCCCCACCUCACUCCCUGAUACAUGAGGAAAUGGAUGAACAGAAGAUCCUAGAACUCAUCAACAAGAUGAUGGAGCUGCUGACUGGAGAGGUUCCUAUAAGGUGUCAGGACGUGGCGGUCUAUUUCUCCAUGGAGGAGUGGGAGUAUGUAGAAGGACACAAGGAUCAGUACAAGGAUCAGGUCAUGAUGGAGGAUCAGCAGCCCCUCACAUCACCAGUCAGAUCCAGUAAGAGAACAGCACCAGAGAGGUGUCCCCUUCCUCUUCUUCCACUGGAUGAUCAGAAUCUUUGGGACUUCAGGGCAAAUACUAUCCCCCUCCCCCUCUAUAUUUACUCUAUAGCAGUCGACUUGAUCCCAUCACCACUACAGACAGGGGAGAAGCCAUUUUCAUGUUCAGAAUGUGAAAAAUGUUUUAUUGACAAAUCAAGUCUUCUUAAACAUCAAAGAACUCACACAAGGGAGAAGCCAUUUUCAUGUUCAGAAUGUGGGAAAUGUUUUACUUCGAAAUCAGAUGUUACUCGACAUCAAAGAACUCACACAGCGGAGAAACCAUUUUCAAGUUCAGAAUGUGGGAAAUGUUUUACUAAUAAAUCAGGUCUUGUUGUACAUCAAAGAACUCACACAGAGGAGAAGCCAUUUUCAUGUCCAGAAUGUGAGAAAUGUUAUACUUCUAAAUCAGAUCUUGUUGUGCAUCGGAGAACUCGCACAGGAGAGAAAUCGUAUCUUGUUGAACAGCAAACCACUAACACAGGAGAGAAGCCAUUUUCAUGUUCAGAAUGUGUGAAAUGUUUUACAUCUAAAUCAUGGCUUGUUGAACAUCAGAGAACUCACACAGGUGAGAAGCCAUUUCCUUGUUCAGAAUGUGGGAAAUGUUUUACUAAGAAAUCAAAUCUUGUUCAACAUGAAAUAACUCACACAGGGGAGAAGCCAUUUUCAUGUGCAGAGUGUGGGAAAUGUUUUACUCGGAAAACAGACCUUUUUAGACAUCAAAUAACUCACACAGGAGAGAAACCAUUUUCAUGCUCAGAAUGUGGGAAAUGCUUUACUCAGAAAUCAGAUCUUGUUAAGCAUCAAAGAACUCACACAGAGGAGAAGCCAUUUUCAUGUGCAGAAUGUGGGAAAUGUUUUACUCAGAAAUCAGAUCUUGGGAAACAUAAAAUAACUCACACAGUAGAGAAGCCAUUUUCAUGUGCAGAACGUGGGAAAUGUUUUACUAUUAAAUCAGGUCUUGUACAUCAAAAAUCUCACAUAGGAGAGAAGCCAUUUUCAUGUUCAGAAUGUGGGAAAUGUUUUACUCAGAAAUCAGGUCUUGUUGUACAUCAAAAAACUCACACAGAGGAGAAGUUAUUUUCAUGCCCAGAAUGUGGUAAAUGUUUUACUUUUAAAUCGCAUCUUCUUUUACAUCAAAGAACUCACACAGGAGAGAAGCCAUUUUCAUGUUCACUAUGUGGAAAAUGUUUCACUCAAAAAUCGCAUCUUGUUGGACAUCAAACCACUCACACAGGAGUGAAGCCAUUUUCAUGUUCAGAAUGUGGAAAAUAUUUUACUUCUAAAAUGUGGCUUGUACAGCAUCAGAGAACUCACACAGGGGAAAAACUGUUUUCAUGUUCAGAAUGUGUGAAAUGUUUUACAUCUAAAUCACAGCUUGUUGAACAUCAGAGAACUCACACAGGUGAGAAGCCAUUUCCUUGUUCAGAAUGUGGGAAAUGUUUUACUAAGAAAUCAAAUCUUGUUCAACAUGAAAUAACUCACACAGGGGAGAAGCCAUUUUCAUGUGCAGAGUGUGGGAAAUGUUUUACUCGGAAAACAGACCUUGUUAGACAUCAAAUAACUCACACAGGAGAGAAACCAUUUUCAUGCUCAGAAUGUGGGAAAUGUUUUUCUCAGAAAUCAGAUCUUGUUAAACAUCGAAGAACUCACUCAGGGGAGAAGCCAUUUUCAUGUGCAGAAUGUGCUAAAUGUUUUCUUGAUCAAUCAAGUCUUAUUCAACAUCAAAGAACUCACACAUGGGAGAAGCCAUUUUCAUGUUCAGAAUGUAGAAAAUGUUUUACUCAGCAAUCACAUCUUGUUCAACAUCAAAGAACUCACAAAGGAGAGAAGGCCCUGUCUUCUCAUUCAUUGCUGGAUGUUAACGAAAAGAAAGGUCAGAGAAGGGGUGUUGGACAUCAAAAAGCUCAUUCAGGAAAUAAACCAUUUUCAUGUUCAGAAUGUGGGAAAUGUUUUACUUCUAAAUCAAGUCUUGUUAAACAUAAACAAACUCACACAGGGGAGAAACUAUAUUCAUGUUCAGAAUGUGGGAAAUGUUUUACUCGGAAAUCAACUUUUGUUAAUCAUCAAAGAACUCACACAGGGGAGAAGCCAUUUUCAUGUUCAAAAUGUGGGAAAUGUUUUACUGAGAAAUCAAGUCUUGUUAAGCAUAAAAGAACUCACACAGGAGAGAAGCCAUUUUCAUGUUCAAAAUGUGGUAAAUGUUUUACUGAGAAAUCAAGUCUUGUUAAACAUAAAAGAACUCACACAGGGGAGAAGCCGUUUUCAUGUUCAGAAUGUGGGAAAGGGUGUGUUCAAAAAUCAGAUCUUGUUAAGCAUCAAAGAACUCACACAGGAGAGAAGCCAUUUUCAUGUUCAAAAUGUGGGAAAUGUUUUACUCGGAAAUCAGGUCUUCUUCAGCAUAAAAGAACUCACAUAGGGGAGAAGCCAUUUUCAUGCUUAGAAUGUAGUAAAUGUUUUACUCAAAAAUCAGAUCUUGUUAAACAUCAAAGAACUCACACAGGAGAGAAGCCAUUUUCAUGUUCAAAAUGUGGGAAAUGUUUUACUCGGAAAUCAGGUCUUCUUCAGCAUAAAAGAACUCACAUAGGGGAGAAGCCAUUUUCAUGCUUAGAAUGUAGAAAAUGUUUUACUCAAAAAUCAGAUCUUGUUAAACAUCAAAGAACUCACACA
Hyla sarda is the source of this 3165-nucleotide messenger RNA. Its product is annotated as zinc finger protein 585A-like. Gene Ontology annotation, cellular component: nucleus. The transcript has 7 exons. Lineage: Eukaryota; Metazoa; Chordata; Amphibia; Anura; Hylidae. Gene Ontology annotation, biological process: regulation of transcription by RNA polymerase II. Gene Ontology annotation, molecular function: RNA polymerase II cis-regulatory region sequence-specific DNA binding; DNA-binding transcription activator activity, RNA polymerase II-specific. The annotation marks the transcript as partial. The record is from RefSeq and is a predicted model, not a curated record.